Pteropus alecto (black flying fox) is the source of this 1563-nucleotide messenger RNA. It is a transcript of the gene ZNF580, whose product is annotated as zinc finger protein 580. NCBI's taxonomy places the organism in Eukaryota, Metazoa, Chordata, Mammalia, Chiroptera, Pteropodidae. The record is from RefSeq and is a predicted model, not a curated record. The transcript is spliced from 2 exons. Gene Ontology annotation, biological process: regulation of transcription by RNA polymerase II. Gene Ontology annotation, molecular function: DNA-binding transcription activator activity, RNA polymerase II-specific; RNA polymerase II cis-regulatory region sequence-specific DNA binding. Bases 550 to 1125 code for a protein of 191 amino acids. Gene Ontology annotation, cellular component: nucleus.
GGAGACCCCAGCGCUUUGCACGAGUGCGGGAGCGAGGGUGGUCCCGGGGGUGUAGUGGGGACGGGGACAGAUGGGUGCUGGAGUACAGGAGGAAGGGGAUAGAGAAGCGGGCGGAGAGGCUCUGCUGGGUAUAGCAGGGCGAGGGCUGGAGCAUUAAAGACGCCAACUGCACACAGAAAGGAGAGCGAAGUCCUUGGGAGAGGUAGUUUGGGAAAGGGACCCCAGAGGGCUGGGUGCAUGUGACAGGGAGGAGGCCCCUGAGGGUACAGAGAGAAGUGAAGGUAUCAGUAGCUUGCGUGUAGGGCUGGGGAUAGAAGGACCCUUGGGGGCAACGCAGGAGGUAGCAAGGUUCAGGGGCGGUGGAGUACACAGACGGCAGGCUGCUGAGGGUCCUACGGACGUACACACGAAAUCCAGAUGAUGGGCUAGGGAAUGAAGCUAGGAUGGGAAGACCUUGAGGUGCUGUGGGGUAGAAACAGGAUAGAGGAGCCCUGCGUGAAAAGUGGGGAACUGGGUUAGUAGGGUUUUGGAGAUGUACCUCAGAAGGAAAUGGAGAGGACACACAUGUAUCCAGAGAUGGGGAGGACUUACAAGUUGCCGCUCCAGAUGCUGCUGCUGCCCCCGCGACCACCCCAUCCUCGGUCCUCCUCUCCGGAGGCCAUGGACCCACCGCCCCCCAAGGCUCCCCCUUUCCCCAAGACGGAAGGCCCUUCCUCCACUCCUUCCUCGGCGGCGGGGCCCCGACCCCCGCGGCUGGGCCGCCACCUGCUCAUCGACGCCAACGGGGUCCCCUACACGUACACGGUGCAGCUGGAGGAGGAGCCCCGGGGCCCGCCCCAGCGCGAGGCACCACCGGGAGAGCCUGGUCCUCGAAAGGGCUACAGCUGCCCGGAGUGCGCCCGCGUCUUUGCCAGCCCCCUGCGGCUGCAGAGCCACCGCGUGUCGCACUCGGACCUCAAGCCUUUCACGUGCGGCGCCUGUGGCAAGGCCUUCAAGCGCUCCAGCCAUCUGUCCCGGCACCGCGCCACGCACCGCGCCCGCGCUGGUCCCCCGCACACCUGCCCACUCUGCCCGCGCCGCUUUCAGGAUGCCGCGGAGCUGGCGCAGCACGUGCGCCUACACUAAGCUCCGAUUGGGCCCGUGCUGCUCUACUCGGCUCUGGGCCUCCGAGUCUGACCCACACGGCGGCACUCCCAUACACACGCCCUGGCUCUGCUGAGGUUACUGCCUUACCCUGGGCCUGUCUCCCUAUCUGUCCAAAGAGAGAAACGUCAUUCGUACCUUCCUUCUUUCCCUCUCUAGCUAUCUGUGUGAUGUAGACCAAGUCGUUGCCCCUCCCUGGGCCUGCGAGCCAGUCGGAACUGGGUUCUGGCCCAGCUGUGCUGUGUGAGCUUUUGCAAGUGACUUAACCUCUCUGAGCCCUGUUUUUCUGCUCCGAAGUGGUGAACGAUUGCCCGUGUGGUAGAUUUGACAAGAGCACGGGCACGGUCUGGUCCCAUUCUGUAUCAACCCCUCUUCCACCCACUACCCUCACCCUUUACUCAAUAAACAUUCCACACUCCA